Molecule: messenger RNA, 2009 nt
Organism: Phoenix dactylifera (date palm)
Lineage: Eukaryota; Viridiplantae; Streptophyta; Magnoliopsida; Arecales; Arecaceae
Source: RefSeq, a predicted model, not a curated record
GUUAUAACAACGGUAGAGGGAUUUGCGGCAUUUGCCAUCAGGUCAGGUUUUCUGGCGGAGCUCCUCGUCUCAGGGAUCCGGUCCAUUUUGUCUUAGCACGUGCUUUGCACCUGCCGGAUACUAGCUGAGACGAGAGGUUUCCGUCUUGGGAGGACCUGCGAUCGCCGAGGAAGGCAUCCCAGCCGCCGGGGCACACGCCGUCUUCCGUGUGGCAGCUAUUUAUCCCGGGUCGUAAAGAGGUGGCUGAUUUCGUCUCUCAAGAACACCACGAUCAUCCUUAGCAUCAUCAGAUCUUCUGAAUCUAUUCCAUGGCUUUCCUCUUCCAGAAAUUUCAGGAGGCUGUUAAAACUCUUGCAAGAAGUCCCCUGUUUGCUCGAGAUCCAAGACAUCUUCAGUUUGAAGCUGAUGUGAAUCGUCUCUUUCUUUAUACUAGCUAUAAUCGUUUGGGAAAAAAUGCUGAUGAAAAGGAUGUAAAUGAGAUUAUUGACAUGGCAAGCAAAGCCUCUGUUGCUGAUCAGCAGAAACAAGUCCAAGAAAACAUACAUCUUCAAAUUAAAAACAUAUGUAGGUCAAUGGAUGACAUUCUUAUCUGUGAUCUCAAAAGCAUCCCUGAUUCGCCUAGUUCAGCUCCACAGCUCCAGAAUGGCUCUCGAUGGAGUGGACUGGGUUUUGCCACUGGUAGAGGAGUGGCAUCUACCAAACAGUCUGCACAGGUUGUGCCCGAAACACGACCGCUCACCCGCCUGGAAUUAUCACAACGUCUGAAGGAUCACAUUGGUUACACUCUUGAAGUCAAACCAUCUCAAAUUCAUCAUGAGGAAGCUGGCCAAGGUUUAUUCAUAACUGGAGAGGCUGAUGUUGGAGCUGUCAUAGCCUUCUACCCUGGGGUAAUAUAUUCACCAGCUUAUUAUCAGAAUAUUCCUGGGUACCCGAGAAUUGAUGCUUCCAACUCCUACUUAAUUACAAGGUAUGAUGGGAUUGUUAUAAACGCACAGCCGUGGGGUAUAGGUGGUGAAACUCGACAAGUAUGGGAUGGCUUUUACCAGCCAGGAUUCAGGCCAAAUCCAUCCAAAGACAUUGAGGAGCGCUCUGACCGUUUCUGGAGAAUGCUUAGCAAGCCAUUAGAAAGCAAUUACAAAGGAAAUUAUGAAGUAGUUGAGCGUCGGAACCCUCUUGCCUUUGGCCAUUUUGCCAACCAUCCACCAGAAGGAACAAUUCCAAAUGUCAUGCUCUGCCCAUAUGAUUUCCCAAUAACCGAGAAGGAGAUGAGACCCUAUAUUCCUAACCUUGUGUUUGGAAGUGAAGAGAAUGUUACAAUGAAGAGAUUUGGAACCUUUUGGUUUAGAUCUCGUGGUUCUGGUGAUUGCAAGGGUGAUAUAGCUGUCUUAAAGACAAUUGUGCUGGUGACAACAAGGGAUUUAAGUGAUGAAGAACUGUUUUUGAACUACAGGCUGAGCAAUCAAAAGAGACGGCCAGUUUGGUAUACUCCAGUUGAUGAAGAAGAAGAUCGGCGAAGAUGGAGCUAAGUUUAGGAUAUUUAUUUUUUGGAUCUGGUAUGUUGCUCUACAGUACGCUGUGUAUGGUUUAUCUUAUUGCUUGUUUUAAUUGUAGGGAGUUCCAUAGAAAGGUGGGUAAGAACCUAACUGGCCCAUUUUUUUCUAACCAAUCAUCUCAAAUGAAAGAACCAAUCACAGAAUUUUCCUGCGGCGUCAUGACACAGCCUGAGGUUUUUUAAUAUUUGAAAUGAGAAAUAAGCAAGCAAGACAGCCAUCCAGGGUAGUGGUCACAGUUUUCCCUGGCUGAAUUCUGAGUUGCUAGUUUUUUCAAAAUAUUUAUGUGUGACCAAGUAAUACAGAUAGUGGCAAAAAUAUUAUAGUGAAAACUUGUGGUAGCAACUUUGUAAUGACUAUUGUACACCCAUGUUGCAAUUGCUUUUAAUGAACUCUACUUGUAAGAGCUUAAUGACAUUUUCAUGAUAUAAUGAGGCAAUCAUAGGUAGUUAAUUACAA